GGCACAGGUGCACCCGGCAGGGGGCGGGCCUGAUGCGGGGGCGGGGCCUGAGCGCCCCGCCCCUCGGGUUCCCGGAAUAGGGCGCGGCGGCGGGAGAGCGAACCGGGGGCAGACAGGGGCGUCCAGUGCCCUCCCCGGCACCGGGCUGGCACGGCCAUGGCGCGGAGCCUCGGGAGCUGGCUGAGCGGCUGCCUCCUGGUGUCAGCGCUGGGCAUGGUGCCACCUCCUGAAAACGUCAGAAUCAAUUCUGUUAAUUUCAAGAACAUUCUACAGUGGGAGUCACCUGCUUUUCCCAAAGGGAAUCUCACGUUCACAGCUCAGUACCUCAGUUACAGGAGAUUCCAAGACAUGUGCAAGGGGACUGCCAAGACGGAAUGCAAUUUCUCCAGCCUCUCCAAGUAUGGGGACCACACCCUGAGAGUCAGAGCUGAAUUCGCAGAGGAGCACUCGGACUGGGUGCAGGUCGGCUUCUGCCCUGUGGAUGAUACUAUUAUUGGGCCGCCUCGGAUGCAAGUGGAAGCCCUCGCUGAUUCUUUACAUUUGCGUUUCUCGGCGCCCCCGAUUGAGAAUGAACCUGAAACAUGGACCAUGAGGAAUAUUUAUAACUCAUGGGCUUAUCAUGUGCAAUAUUGGAAAAAUGGCACUGACGAAAAGUUUCAGGUCACCCCUCAGUAUGACUUUGAGGUCCUCAGGAACCUGGAGCCCUGGACCACUUACUGCGUUCAAGUGCAAGGCUUUCUCCUGGAUCGCAACAGAACUGGAGAAUGGAGUGAGCCCGUCUGUGAGCAGACCAGCUCUGACGACACCACCCCCUCCUGGAUGGUGGCCGUCAUCCUCAUCGCCUCGGUCUUUGUGGUCUUCCUGGUGCUGUUGGCCUGCUUCGCCUUGCUGUGGUGCAUCUACAAGAAGACCAAGUACACCUUCUCCCCCGGGAACGCUCUGCCACAGCACCUGAAGGAGUUCCUAGGUAACCCUCAUCACGGCACGCGUCUGUUUUUCUCCUUCCCACUGCUGGACGAGAAUGAAGUUUUUGACAAACUCAGUGUCGUUGCGGAAGACUCCGAAGGCAGCAAGCAGAGUCCCGGUGAGAGCUGUGGCCUCGGGACCCUGUCUGGGCAGGAGCCCCCAGAUUCCAUUGCCGAGGAGGAAGCCCCCCAAGCCGGGCCUGGCCACGCCCCAGCUCCCACAUCCACCUCGCAGGGGGACCAGAGGGACAAGGACGGUCCAGGCGCCUCGGAGCACUCCCCAGAUCCGGAACUCGCCGAGGCCGGACUCGCCCCGGCAACCUCAGAGCUGGCUUUGAAGAGCUGACAGCAGAGGAACUGCCCCCCCCGCCGGAGUGUCCUGCUCGCUCAAGGCUCCGGUGACCCCUUCACAAGCUGUCCACCGAGAGUCCCGCGUGCAGCCUCUUCGAUUCACUCACGCGCGGGCCACGCGUUCAUGGCAUGGACAGAAAUGCUUGGAGGCGUGAAGACACAGGUGCUGGGAGACGCUGCCUGCCGGGCCCCCGAGACAGCCGGCCGCGAACCCCACGUCCACGCGGAGCGGUCAGCCCGACGCCGGGCAGACACCAGCUACUUGGGCCCUCAGAAGCAGACAGGAUUUCUUUUUCUACCUGAGUUUAUUUUGUAUGCCGCUGGUGCUCUCAGGCCACACUCUGUGUGACGGUGCUGAUGCCACAUGUGUGUCAUCGUUCACUACUGAGUGAGGCUCUCGUGUCACGUCUGGACACCUCUUCAUCCGGGAACUUCCUGUUCCCUGCCUGCCACGGGGCGGGUGCUGGGCUGGGUCUGAGGUCUGGUCUUUUUGGGUUUUUUUAAGCAUUUAUUUUAUUUAUUAGAAAGACAGGGAGAGAGAGAGAGAGUGAGAGAGAGAAUCGUCCAUCCACUGGUUCACUCCCCAGAUAGCUGCCACAGCCAGAUCAGGGCUAGGCCACAACCAGGGUCUCCCAUUGUGACAAGGUGGCUUGAAGUUUAAAAUUUUCCCAUAGGACGUAGCCAGCCCGAGUGGCUUUAGGCUAUUUUGCUUGGUUGCUCCAGAGCAGGGACUGUUCCUUGAAGAGAAACGAGUUACAGAUAUGGGUCUGCUCAUCUGGCUGUAACCAGCAUAGUUCUGGCUUCUGUACUUCUGCUUGCUUGCUUCCUUGAUAAAGGUCAAGGCCACCGACAUGUAGUUUCUGCCUUUAAUUACGCCCCACGGCUGCGACUCGGCUGUCUUCCCUGGACUUGUUCUAGAGGAGGGCAGGCGCCAGAUGACUAAUAAAGACUCCUCAUUUAACUUAA
Messenger RNA from Oryctolagus cuniculus (rabbit), 2282 nucleotides. It is a transcript of the gene IL10RB, whose product is annotated as interleukin 10 receptor subunit beta. The record is from RefSeq and is a predicted model, not a curated record. Gene Ontology annotation, cellular component: plasma membrane. NCBI's taxonomy places the organism in Eukaryota, Metazoa, Chordata, Mammalia, Lagomorpha, Leporidae. Gene Ontology annotation, molecular function: protein binding; interleukin-10 receptor activity. Gene Ontology annotation, biological process: cytokine-mediated signaling pathway.